Oncorhynchus kisutch (coho salmon) is the source of this 1995-nucleotide messenger RNA. RefSeq names its product zinc finger protein 135-like. NCBI's taxonomy places the organism in Eukaryota, Metazoa, Chordata, Actinopteri, Salmoniformes, Salmonidae. Gene Ontology annotation, cellular component: nucleus. Gene Ontology annotation, biological process: regulation of transcription by RNA polymerase II. The record is from RefSeq and is a predicted model, not a curated record. The transcript has 4 exons. Bases 43 to 1557 code for a protein of 504 amino acids. Gene Ontology annotation, molecular function: RNA polymerase II cis-regulatory region sequence-specific DNA binding; DNA-binding transcription activator activity, RNA polymerase II-specific.
GCUGACGAGGCAGAGAAGAGUCUCUCCAGAUCAGAACACCAGAUGGACAACGCUAGCCCUUCCUACCUCCCGGAGUCCCCGUUGCGUGCCUCUCCCGGUAGCAACUUACUGCUGGGUAGGAAGAGGUUGUCUGUGCUGCUGGUGGACUGCAGGAAAACAACAGGGCUGAGUGGAACUGUGAGAGGAGGAGAAGAGAAGAAAGGAUCAGAUUUAACUCAUCAAAGAGAAAGACCAGACUCAGUGGAACCAGAGCCAGGGACGUCCAAACCCGCAAGACAACACCAGUGCUCCCACUGUGGAAAGGGUUGUAACCGGUUAUGGGACCUGAAACAACAUGAGAAAAUGCACACGGGGGAGAAGCCUUAUCACUGCUCCCAGUGUGGAAUGAGUUUCUACUGGUCAGGGAGUCUGAAAAAACACGAGACAAUUCACACAGGGGAGAAGCCUUACCACUGCUCCCAGUGUGGCAAGUGUUUUAACCGGUUAGGGAACCUGAAACAACACGAGAAAAUUCACACGGGGGAGAAGCCUUAUCACUGCUCCCAGUGUGGAAUGAGUUUCUACCGGUCAGGGGAUCUGAAAAAACAUGAGAGAAGACACACAGGGAAGAAGCCUUACCACUGCUCCCUGUGUGGACUGAGUUUCUACUGGUCAGGGGGGCUGAAACGGCAUGAGAGAAUUCACACCGGGGUGAAGCCUUACCACUGCUCCCUGUGUGGAAAGAGUUUCAACCAGUCAGUGGAGCUGAAACGGCAUGAGAGAAUUCACACCGGGGAGAAGCCUUACGACUGCUCCCAGUGUGGCAAGUGUUUUAGACAGUUAGGGAACCUGAAACGACAUGAGAUAAUACACACAGGGGAGAAGCCUUUCUACUGCUCCCAGUGUGGAAAGAGUUUUAACCAGAAAAACAGCCUGAACCAACAUGAGAAAAUACACACAGGGGAGAUGCUUCACCACUCCUCCCAGGGUGCAAAGCAUUUGCCCAUUCCAGACUCGGUGGAACCAGAGCCAGGGACGUCCAAACCCGCAAGACGACACCAGUGCUCCCAGUGUGGAAAGUGUUUCAACCGGUCAGGACACCUGAAAGCUCAUGAGCGAGUACACACAGGGGAGAAGCCUUACCACUGCUCCCAGUGUGGCAAGUUAUUCAACCGGUCAGAACACCUGAAAGCUCAUGAGCGAGUACACACAGGGGAGAAGCCUUACCACUGCUCCCAGUGUGGCAAGUGUUUCAGCCAGUCAAGGGAUCUGAAAAAACACAAAAGAAUACACACAGGGGAGAAGCCUUACCACUGCUCCCAGUGUGGCAAGUGUUUUAGCGAGUUAGGGAAUCUGAAACGACAUGAGCUAGUACACACAGGGGAGAAGUCGUACCACUGCUCCCAGUGUGGCAAGUGUUUCAACCGGUCAGAAAACCUGAAAGCUCAUGAGCGAGUACACACAGGGGAGAAGCCUUACUACUGCUCUCAGUGUGGCAAGUGUUUUAGCCAUUUAGGGACUCUGAAACGACAUGAGCGAGUACACACAGGGGAGAAGCCUUACCACUGCUCCCACUGAAAAGGGUUUUAACCAGUUCGGGGCCCUGAAACAGCAUGAGAGAAUACACACAGGGGAGAUGCAUUACCACUCCUCCCAGGGUGCAAAGCAUUUGCCCAUUUAGGAAGCCUGAAAGAGCAUGACACAGAGGAGAAUGCUUACAAAAACUUAGACUUUGGGAAAACAUAUUACUCAUAACAAUGUCAUUAGAGAAUCCACACAGGAGAGAGAAAUUACUUCUCUUAGCGUGUAUAUUGAUAUUUCACAUCUCAUUUUUCUUACAAUUCAUCAGAUAACAUACACAGUGCUCCCAUCGUCUUAUAUUGUAGCCUUAUAAUGUGUUGACCUGUUUUUACCAGAUGAAAUUGCUUCUUCCAAUUAUUGAGUAACAUGUACCUGUUAAGAAACUGACUGUUAGAACUGUUAAGGCUCCAUGGAUUGAUGAGGAAUUUAAAAACU